UAAAACCAAAGAAUAAGCUUCAGCACUAUCUGGAGGUUUGGGUCAGCCAUCGUCGGCACGUUGAUGCUGGACAGAACUGGAGUGUGUACAUCGAAGGCCACAGGUCGUGCUUUUUUAGGGUACAGAAAUUUAUUUACAAACAAGAAAACCCGAGACAACAGCGGAAUUAACGAGACCAGAUAGUCGUGGACAAACACUGGUUGGGAAAGGAAAGCGGCAGAAGAGAAUAUCAGCCAACGAAGGACAUCGCUGAUAUUCUGAAUCUCGUCCGUCUUCUUUCAAGUACAUUCCACGUGCGCGGUUGGUUGCUAAGAAGCGCAAGCAAAACUGAUGACGAUAAGGAUGCUAAUGAUGCUCCACCGUGCGCCCCCAGCACGAUAAAGAGCACGCUGAAGAGCAAAUCGUUGGGUGCGGGUUCGGAUGCAACGGACCGAGAUAGAAACAUAAAUAUCGUCUAAUUUGAAUUCCCUUAUACUGAGCGGUGCCGAGGUACCACCGUGCAGGAGGCAAAACAGGACAUUAAAGUGCAACCCUUUUGCCGUUGGAAACCGGAACGAGAGAGACACGAAAGGUACUAGUGCACUGCAAAAACAGCAGCAUCGGUGUCCCUUUUUUCUCGGUAAUUCGUUCGAUCGAAGCAAAGAGGACGAAUACGAAAGCAAACAAAAAAAGGAGAUCAUUGUGCAUCCCGUACCCAACGGUUAGGCUCGCGCACAAAUUCCCUUUCCAAGCAAGGCGUGUGGUUUAGGUAUCGCGUUUGGCAUGUUUAUGUUUAUGUUACUAAAACGAUAAGCCCGAAAUCCCGUUCGAACCGGUUGGGCAACCGCUGACGAUGACCGAACAAUUAGCCGGGUUAGCGAGGUCAAGCCAGCCCCAGUGUGAUAGGGCACCCGGUCGAAGGCUACCCAGUUCGAUGGUUCGAUGCGACGGACAGCGUCCAAGCUGAGAGAGAGAGAGAGAGCGAGAGAGAAGCCCAAACCUGGAGGAUUUAUUUGUCCGUGUGGGUUAGUGCGUGUUUGGUGCCGUUCGCAGGAAGACAGUGACGGGCAAGAUGCAUGCGCAAUCACGGGCCCAUCGGAAGCCGCCCGACGUGGAGGAGGCACUGUCCUCGAUGCUCUGGACGCCGUACGACAACAACCUUUCCGAGUCGGACUCGUCGGACGAGACGGAGGUGCUACAGCGGGGCAACGGCAACCACAACGGCUAUAGCUUCUUCGGAACUGGGGCAAACCCAGACCACCGGCGCCAAACGCCGCAGCACCAGCAACAGUCACUGAUGCGAAGAAGUCUUUCCGCGUGGAGCUAUCGGACCAGCAGGACGACGGGGGGCAAACCGGCGGCUCCGGGUGACGGUGAGGCAUUGGGCAGUCGGUUUAGCUAUCCUUAUUAUGAUCAGCCCGAGCUUGGCUUUGGUGCAUUCGAUGGUGCCGAUUGGUAUGGGUACGGCAGUGGUUCUAGCAUCAACAACAACAACAACAGUAGCAGCAACCACUACUACGGCUACGGCUACCCGGGCGGCAUUGAUGGCAGUUCCUAUGGUUAUGCUGGCCUCGGCCAGCCGGUAACUAGCAGCAGAAGUUCCUACAGUUUUCUACCGCCACCGAGGGUGGACGAGCGACCGGCGUCGACCGCACCUUGGCAAACGCUGACGGUCGCCGGUGCUGCGGACGGUCGCAGCAACAUCGAGAAGCGGCGACGACCUACGUACCUGCAGCUCCAGACACCGUUCGUUGGCCGGUGGCAGGCGGGGGUGGGACCCGCCCAGCUGGAGACAUCUUCCCUGCCGUACAGCUUGCUUGCACUGGACAGCCACGGUGGUGGUGUUGGUGGUGGUACAACCGCAGCAGCAACUGCAGCAGCGAGGGAAGUUGACGGCUUUGCUGAUAGCUACCAGGACGAUUAUCAGGUUUACGCCGAUAAUAAUGGUAAUGGGGAGAGGGUGACAGCCGCCGUCGCCACCGCGCCGGAUAGUAGCAACAUGAACAGCAUUAACAACAACACUGAGCGUACCAGCAGCAGCAAUCGCAGCCCGCCGAACGACAGUUUGUGCAUAAUUUCCGCAAUGCUGCGCCGGACGAGCACCACGACAACGGUGACGGGUGAUGGUGGCACCCCCGGAGGAGACCUACAUUUGCCAUCCACCGAACCACGUUGGAAGGGCACCACCGCCACCACCGUAGGGCAACAUAAUUCCACCAUAGCAACGCCGUUGCUACCCUUGCAGCACGCUGGCUGCGGUGGUAUUGGUGCGCUCGCAGCACCGCUCUCACGCACACCAUCGCAGCGAGCCAUGGAAGGGGAAGCAGCGGCCGUGCCGUUCGAGUCCGGUCCGCCAGUGGCGUGCGCCGUCAGCGCGUUUAAUUGUGUGCGGCAAGCGAACGCAGCAACAUCGACGUCGGUGCGUCGUGCGGACGGUGCGCAAGCGGAUCGUGUACGCAGCAGUGAGAUCGAUCGCGUCGUAACAGAGCAGCAGCAGCAAGUGGUGGUGGUGCAUAGUGGGGAAGGAAGCGGAGACGGCGACCGUCCCGAGCAGCUUUCCGUGGCGAUGCGGCUGAACGUGCCGGCGGCCGGGCUGGCCGAGGGCGGCAGCCGGACCAGUGUGUACAUUCCCGCCGAGGGGGAGGGCCCGCCCGCGGCCGGUGUGUCGCUGCCGGCGUUGACGAUCCAGGUCAAUCGGCUCGAUCCAAACAAUCAGCAGCAGAAUGAUGUGGUUAACAAUGCGGCGUCCGGCGUGAGCAUAGUGAGCUGCUACCGGGCGGCCCCGGUGGCCAGCGGCCCGCAAGAGCCGGUGGAGUGUGAAGGGGGGCAGGGUGCCGCAGAGCAACAGUGCAGUGUGGUGGUGCGCCCCGAGCCGGCGGCAGGCAGUGAGCAGCAGGGCGGUAGUGUAAAUACGAGUGAGGCGGCCGUCGAGCCGAUGGUGCAAGUUUCUAGUGUCGAUCAGUCGAUCGAAUCGCCCGGGGCAGGGCGCAACGGUGCGAGUGAGUGUGGGGAGGGGGGCAAUCGAAGUGCACAGAGCAGUGGGGUCGCAACGCCUUCGCGUACCUUUACGUCUACCGAGGCGCAAACGGAUGACACAAUCCAGCAGCAGCAGCAGCAGCAGCAGCAACAGCAACAUCAGCAACCGCAGCAACAGCAACAGUCACCUCAACCAGCGCAUCUUCUGCUGCAGCAUCCGGGGUUCAUCGGCAGCCCGGCGGUGGCCGCGGAACCGCUCGUGACGACCCUGCUCGGCCCGCCCGGGUCCGAGUUUAGUACGCGCGAGCAUCGGCGGCGUGAGCGACGCGAGCGGCGGCAGGCGCGCAACCGGCUCCAGCACAUCCAUCCGCUGGAACCGCCGGUACCGCCGGCACCGUUGCACCGGUCGCCGCCGCCGAUCGAGAUCAUACCCGACAUUCUGCACAGCCAUCUACCACCGCCGUACACGACCCUGCCGAUGGGAGCCUCCCUCCUGCCGCAGAUGAUCCCGGCGAAUGCGGUCGCGGCCGCCGCCGCCGCCGCCGCUGCCAUACCGGUCCGGGCUGCCGAUGAUUGCCGCUACACGUUCCCGAUACCGAUCAUGCGAAGCUCACCAUCGGAACGGUCGCGAAAGGGAUGCUGCGGCCACUGGUUCGCGGGACCACCGCUGCGGGCGCUCAUUGCCGUCGUGGCGCUCGGGGGCGUUGCCUGUGCGUUGGGCGGUGCCGCCCUCGGUGCGACGGGUUUGGCCGGUUCACCAACGUCUCAUCUUACCGCUGCCUUAUUAAUGAUAGGUGUUGGAGUGAUUCUAGUAACAGUUAGUGGUGCAGCGUGGCGUAUGACGGCACCGGGCGCGCCGCCCUGUCUCGGCCUCGGCUCGACCGUUGACCUGGGACGCUGCUCGAGGCGACCGUGCGGCCGGGGCGGCAGCACACCGCACGGGUUGCUCUAUCCCGAGUUCCAGCAUCGGCCACCGCCACCAUCGUACCAGGCCAGCAUGCAGGAGUACAGAUUAAGGUUGCUGCUGCUGGAUCGGGACAGACAGUCGGGCCGGAUGCGAAGUACGGCCUCACCACCACCGACCUACCGUUCCAACGUGGGAAGCCUUUUAAGAAUACCCCUCAGCUCGCGGUACAACAACGGCAGCAGCAACAGCAUAUUCGGUGGCAUUAGCGGCAUUAUCAGCGGCGCCGUCGGUGGCGGCUCGAGCAACAGUGUGAACAAUGUGGCCGCCCCGCCAGCAGUGCCAUCGGGCGGCCUGCUCCAGGUGAGCAGCUCACCGAACCCGUACGGUGCCGCCGACGGCCAUAGCACGCUACCGCCGAGCUACCGGUCGGUGCAUCCGAACCACGAACCACCUCAGCAGCAGCCAUCGAGGCAGGCGCCCACACUGCCAGCAGUCAGUACGAGCGAUGCGCACCCCGGCCUAAUAAGUGAUGCUAAUACUACGCAACCCACCGGUGGACCGCUGCUCCGCACGACGACGACAACGACGACGGGUGUGAAUCAUCAUCAUGCACCGUCCAUAAUUAAAAUCGACGAUCGAUGCGCUCCGACGACGACGACGAUGCCGGACAAGCGAAAUUCAAUUCCCGGCAGCGUCGUCGCUCUAAUUGAUACAGUGGGGAGUAGUAGCAGCGAGGAGAAGGUGGCGUUUAGUGCGGUCCACGAUGCAGGCACUAAGGAUUGUGACGUCACCCCUCCCGGAACCGUGCUGGCGGGGAAUAAUGUUGCGAAGGAUCUGGUUACGAUUGUUACCAUAUCGGGCACGAUCGAACCGUCCGGCCGGUCGGUUUACACCAGCAACAGCAACAGCAGCAACCCACUGGCCGGUGCCAGUGGUGGUGCCACGUGUACAUUAUUAAACUCUAACUCGACGCCACUGCUGGCCACGGUUAUACCGGUCAGCAAAUCCGCAACCGCAACGGCAUCAUCACCCAGCGAAGCAGCCGCACCCGCAGCAGCGGUGGGUGGCAGUGAAGCGCCACUAUAACCUGGAAAUGCCACUACGGAAGGGCAGUAAAGGGGUGUUAUUUUCGAGGGGGAGACACAGUAGAAAUGUGAACCACACAGUUACCGGAAAAGAGUGUACGGCGUUUGAUAGAGAGAGAAAGAGAGGAGCAGUUAUCCCCCGUACCCUGAUAAGCCAUGAAAAUCUAGUUUUUUUUAUGUGUGUGUACAACCCCCCUUCAUCAUUCACACCACUCCCUGUGUGUUGCAUUGUGGCUGACUUCCUGGUUUUGCGAACGCCCUAAAACGCCCC
Messenger RNA from Anopheles coluzzii, 5218 nucleotides. Its product is annotated as AF4/FMR2 family member lilli. Bases 1052 to 4948 code for a protein of 1298 amino acids. The record is from RefSeq and is a predicted model, not a curated record. The transcript has 6 exons. Lineage: Eukaryota; Metazoa; Arthropoda; Insecta; Diptera; Culicidae.